This is a messenger RNA of Dothidotthia symphoricarpi CBS 119687, 1548 nucleotides long. Its product is annotated as Septin. Gene Ontology annotation, cellular component: cell division site; septin ring; cytosol. NCBI's taxonomy places the organism in Eukaryota, Fungi, Ascomycota, Dothideomycetes, Pleosporales, Dothidotthiaceae. Gene Ontology annotation, molecular function: molecular adaptor activity; GTPase activity; GTP binding. Gene Ontology annotation, biological process: cytoskeleton-dependent cytokinesis. The transcript is spliced from 7 exons. The record is from RefSeq and is a predicted model, not a curated record. The coding region runs from base 165 to 1310 and encodes 381 amino acids.
GGACGCCAAAUUGUCCGCCAACACCACGCUCCCACUCCCCGACACUCUCGACACUUUGCACCGCCCACACCAGCGCCGCUCUCCUGCACUGUUGCUGCCGCCAUAGUCACUCGACGCCGAAUCCACACCCCUACUUGACCAGCAGCCCGCCCUCGCACCGCACCAUGGCCGAGUCAGCGACCCCAAUUGGCAUUGCCAAUGUGCCCAACCAGAGGCACAAGAUUGUCGCCAAGCGCGGUGCAGCCUUCACCAUCAUGGUUGCCGGCGAGUCUGGCCUCGGAAAGACGACCUUCAUCAACACGCUCUUCUCCACCACCAUCAAGAACUAUGCCGACCACAAGCGACGACACCACAAGCAGAUGGACAAGACGGUCGAGAUUGAAAUCACAAAGGCCGAGCUCGAGGAGAAGUUCUUCAAGGUCCGCCUGACCGUCAUCGACACCCCCGGCUUCGGCGACUACGUCAACAACCGCGACUCGUGGCAGCCCAUCAUCGAGUUCCUCGACGACCAGCACGAGUCGUACAUGUUGCAGGAGCAGCAACCGCGCCGUACCGAUAAGAUCGAUCUCCGGGUCCACGCCUGCCUGUACUUCAUCCGUCCCACCGGCCACACACUGAAGCCCCUGGACAUUGAGGUCAUGAAGAAGCUCUGCACCCGCGUCAACCUGAUCCCCGUCGUCGCCAAGGCAGACACGCUCAGCCCCACCGACCUCAACAAGUUCAAGCAGCGCGUGCGCCAAGUCAUUGAUGCUCAGGGCAUCAAGAUCUACACGCCCCCGCUGGAGGACGACGACGCGGCCGCCAUGCAGCACGCCCGCAGCCUGAUCGACGCCAUGCCCUUCUCCGUGAUAGGAUCCGAGAAGGACGUGCAGACCAACGACGGCCGCACCGUCAAGGGCCGACAGUACGCCUGGGGUGUUGCCGAGGUCGAGAACGAGGAGCACUGCGACUUUAAGAAGCUUCGCGCCAUCCUCAUCCGCACCCACAUGCUCGACCUGAUCCACACCACCGAGGAGAACCACUACGAAGCAUACCGCGCAAUGCAGAUGGAGACGCGGAAGUUUGGCGAGGCCCGCCCAAGAAAGCUGGACAACCCCAAGUUCAAGGAGGAGGAGGAGGCUCUCCGCAAGCGCUUCACGGAGCAGGUCAAGGUCGAGGAACAGCGAUUCAGGCAGUGGGAGCAGAAGCUCAUUGCGGAGCGCGACCGCCUCAACAAGGACCUCGAGGCCAGCCACGCCGAGAUCAAGCGUCUCGAGACCGAAGUCGACUCGCUCCAGGGCAGCAUCAACCGCUCGCACGGCCGUCGUUAAGUUUUGCUUGGACAUGGAUAGGAGUGGCACCGACGAUCAUGGGGUGGUGGCUCGCGACAGUAUUUCUUCUAGAUUCCCCUCCUUUGUUUGUAUGUUUGUAAUGUCGCGUCGCGAUGGGAUGGGAUGGGAUGGGAUAGGAUCAGUGGGUGUGUUCCUGGCUGUGUAGGAGAAGUGUUCUUGGCAGACCAAGGCGCCCGGCUUUGUGACUUGGUAGAAUAAUCUAGCUGUUGCAUCCUUG